AUGCACGUAAAGUGUGGCGGCUCUUUGAGUAAAACAGAUUUGUUUGAGAAACAAAAGAAAUACUUGUUAAUUCGAGACUUAAUUUUUUUUACCGCUAUUGUGUGAAAAUCUAAAGGCCGAGUAACGGGAAAUGCUUAGUAGAUUUUGAGCGCACCGGUGUUUUAAAAGUAAUCUUUCUAGUGCUAAAUGGCAGUGAAAAAAUUGUGAAAAAUGCCGGCGGUUGUAUAUUCAGGUGUAAACGUGAAUCCAGAUUUAGAGUGCGGCGUCGACGAAGAAGAGGACAUCGCCUUGGCGAUGUCACCGACCGGACAAAUAGCUAAGACACCAACACCACGGGACGAGGCAGAUGGUAGCGAUCAGCGGGAGACAUGGAGCGGCAAAGUCGAUUUUCUGUUAUCGGUUAUUGGAUUCGCAGUCGAUUUGGCAAACGUUUGGCGAUUUCCUUAUUUAUGCUACAAAAAUGGCGGUGGCGCCUUUCUGGUGCCGUAUUGCAUUAUGCUUCUGGUCGGUGGUAUACCGUUAUUUUACAUGGAACUAGCGUUAGGCCAACAUAAUCGUAAAGGUGCCAUUACUUGCUGGGGGCGCCUGGUGCCGCUCUUUAAAGGAAUCGGCUAUGCAGUGGUGCUGAUCGCUUUCUAUGUUGAUUUCUACUAUAAUGUCAUAAUCGCUUGGAGCUUACGUUUCUUCUUUGCCUCGUUCACAAAAGACUUGCCCUGGACGUCGUGUACAAAUCCAUGGAAUUCCGACUAUUGCAAACCGUUUGAAGCUCAACAAAAUACAAUACUUCCCAUGCUACCAACGAUGCAGCCACAAAAUAUUUCUACAAACAUUACCGACAUUCCAUUCGAUAAUGAGUCCACAUUCGGCUACAACGAAACUAAAACUUUGGAAACUACAACGACAACUGAGCGAUUUCAAUCUGCUGCAUCGGAAUACUUCAACCGCUAUAUACUGGAAUUAAACCGCAGUACCGGUCUAGAUGACCUCGGACCCAUCAAAUGGGACAUGGCCGUUUGCCUGCUGGUUGUCUAUCUCAUCUGUUAUUUCUCAUUGUGGAAGGGGAUCAGUACAUCGGGUAAGGUUGUGUGGUUCACGGCGCUCUUCCCGUACGUUGUGCUGCUGAUAUUGCUCAUACGUGGCAUUACACUGCCCGGCUCUGCAAUGGGUAUUAAGUACUAUUUGAAUCCAAACUUUGAUGCAAUCUACAAAGCGGAAGUGUGGGUCGAUGCGGCGACCCAGGUGUUCUUCUCAUUGGGUCCGGGAUUUGGUGUGUUAUUGGCUUAUGCGUCCUACAAUAAAUAUCACAAUAAUGUUUAUAAAGACGCAUUACUCACCAGUUGCAUCAAUUCGGCCACCAGUUUCAUUGCUGGAUUUGUGAUAUUCUCUGUUCUCGGCUAUAUGGCACACACAUCCGGACAAAAUAUAGAAGAUGUCGCCACAGAAGGGCCGGGUUUGGUGUUUGUCGUCUAUCCAGCGGCAAUUGCUACAAUGCCGGGCAGCACUUUUUGGGCGCUGAUAUUUUUUAUGAUGCUGCUGACAUUGGGUUUGGAUAGCUCGUUUGGCGGUUCAGAGGCCAUCAUAACGGCCUUGAGUGAUGAAUUUCCCAAGAUCGGCAGAAACCGUGAGAUUUUCGUCGCCAUUCUCUUUUCGCUGUAUUUCGUUGUAGGCUUAGCUAGUUGUACUCAUGGUGGAUUCUACUUCUUUCAAUUACUGGAUCGCUAUGCGGCGGGAUAUUCUAUACUCAUAGCUGUUUUCUUUGAGUCGAUAGCCGUUUCGUGGAUCUACGGCACAAAUCGCUUUUGCGAAGAUAUACGCGACAUGAUCGGCUUUCCGCCAGGCAAAUACUGGCAAGUCUGUUGGCGCUAUGUAGCGCCAUUGUUCCUACUGUUCAUCAUAGUUUACGGGCUGAUCGGUUAUGAGCCGCUAACGUACGAAGACUACACCUAUCCAGUGUGGGCCAAUGCGUUGGGCUGGUGCAUAGCGGGCUCCUCCGUGAUAAUGAUACCUGCGGUGGCGGUUAUUAUGAUUCUCAAAACGCCGGGUAGCCUAAAGCAGCGUUUGAAAAUACUCACAACACCUUGGCGCGAUCAGCAGGUCUCAAUCAAUGGAGUAACAGCGGAGGCGACACAAGUGCGACUCACAGAUGCUAAAGAAGGUGCUGAAGUUUGAGAUCAGCCAUUUGCAAGAUUCAAAAUAUAUUAUGUCUAAUCGUUUGUUAUUACUUUGACUCAUUCUUUUUCAAAUUGAAAAGUUGAAAGGUUGCAAUAUUAUUUGUGUAAUAUUGCAUGGCGUGUAAAUUUAAAUGUCACCUGUUCUUCACUAGUUAAUGUUCAUGAAAAAUUAGGGAAUUAGCUUUUAAGUAAUUGAUAGCGAAUAAAGUUGGUAGUCAAAUUAGAAAAUAACUAAAAAUUUUGUACACUUAUACAAAUGCAAAUUUCACAAACAACGUAAUAUAUGUACUUAGGUUUCGCUCGCAUAACUGUUUGUGUGAAAGCUGCGCACCAAGCAAGUAGCAAGUAAACAAACAUGCAUACAAAUGUGUAAUGCAGCUGAAGUGAAUGUUAUGACAGUUUGGUAGACACUGGUAUCUAAGUAUUUGCUUUAGAGAGUAGCCCGUAGGCAGUGAGAGACCCCAACCACAAACGUGUGACUUGUUUAAUAUGCAAAACAUCAUAUAUUGUUGUUAUAUGACUGAAAGAAACAAAAUAUGGAUUUAUAUUAUUUUAUAUUAAAUGCAUGAUGUUGCAAAUUUACAAACAUGCAAUGCCAAAAAUGAAAUAUAUCUAGUAAAAGUGUAUGGAUUUUUGUAAACGAAUUAAAAAUGCUGUGUAGAUAAUAUUAGAUUUGAAAUAAUAGAACUUUCCAAGCUACAAGUGUUGCAUAGAAGACAAAUUGUAUUAAAAAAAAACUAAGUAUGUUUUAAUAUGCAAAUAUGCCACGCUUACCCCAGACAGCAGAAGUAGCUAGUAGAGAAAUGCUUGUUAACAAAUCCAUGUACAAUCAAAUAAUUGUUAUGCAAUUUUACUAUAAGCGUAUGAAUCUACUUGUAAAUCACGAAGAAAAUUAUGUUUGUAAAUUAAAAUGCGAUAGUUGAAGCUUUAAAUAAACCCCUUUUAACGGUGCACUCAAGUGCUGCUGUGCUCCUAGAUAAACUAAAAUCUUGUACAUAAAAGCCAAUCACACCAUACAAAAAAUAUAAUGAAAAUAUAGUAACAAAUGGUGUGUUGUUAGCCGCCAAUAGCGGAGACAUACCCCAAUGUUUCAGAAUGAGUUGGAGUGUUGCUGCAACAUGUUUACCACACAGCCACGUAAAAAUGUUGCGCAGUGAGGCUGGAAACAGUUGAAUACCUGCGUAUUUGUAUGUAAAAUUUGCUUUAUUGAUAUAAGAAGUCAAAAGGUGAAUUGCUUAAGGUUAAGAAAAUUAAAUGACCACAGCGAAUAAGAAAAUUGGAGGUCAAUGAAUUUAUUUACUAUAUUAUCUUCAUUUCAUUGCUUAUACGCGUAUGUAAACGAAGCUAAAACCUUUUAGCAGCCAUUAAAAGGUUUUAGCAAUGAGUUAUAAUAAUUGAUUGUUAUUUACAUGCCGUUACUAGUACAAAAAUAAUUGAAGGUCUUACGAGGUGUUGUGGUGCGUAAUUGUUUUA
Anastrepha obliqua is the source of this 3644-nucleotide messenger RNA. RefSeq names its product sodium-dependent dopamine transporter (gene DAT). Gene Ontology annotation, cellular component: presynaptic membrane; neuron projection; neuronal cell body membrane. Lineage: Eukaryota; Metazoa; Arthropoda; Insecta; Diptera; Tephritidae. Gene Ontology annotation, molecular function: dopamine:sodium symporter activity. Gene Ontology annotation, biological process: sodium ion transmembrane transport; dopamine uptake involved in synaptic transmission. The record is from RefSeq and is a predicted model, not a curated record. The transcript is spliced from 10 exons. The coding region runs from base 211 to 2169 and encodes 652 amino acids.